AUGCACGUCUCGCGAAGCGACUACUCGAUUCGAAAAUCGCGUCAAAAGUCGGAUGGUCUCGACACGAUAUGCGAGGAGCACGCGCGACUCAUUCCGCACAAAUCGGCGACGUUUCAUGAUUUGACGGCGACGGCGGCGGCGGCGAAUCGUUUGACGGGCCGCACGGAAUACAAAGCGUCGGGCGGCGGCGAGUAUUUUCGGUAUCGCGCCGCUUCGACCGACACCGCGAAGCGCGUCAACAAGAGGAGAUCGAUUUUUCACGAGAUAGUUGUCGAUUUACGAGCCCUUGCUCCAAGCGAUAUUUGGGUCCCAACUAGAUUUGAGAUAGUUGUCGAUUUACGAGCCCUUGCUCCAAGCGAUAUUGGGGUCUUGCAAAGAAAUUGA
Molecule: messenger RNA, 384 nt
Organism: Caenorhabditis bovis
Lineage: Eukaryota; Metazoa; Nematoda; Chromadorea; Rhabditida; Rhabditidae
Source: the annotation of a GenBank genome assembly